AUGGCUACCAAUUCAACAACUCCAGAACUACCGAAUGAUACUGAACAUCUAUCGGGAUCUGUAGCGUCAUUGGAGGCCCGGGGUGCUAAUCCUGAAAGGUUUCUCUAUAAAGAGCUUUGCCGCACACAUUUAGGAGAAAGAGCUUCUGCAAUCAUAGAACUUCUGGUUUCCAAAGGCCGUAUGUCUGCCAGAGAAUUGUGCGAUCGGUCAGAGAUGGAUCUCAAAAGUGUCAAACGCAUUUUGGUCUCAUUGGUACAACUCCGUUGUGUGCAAUAUUGCAACGAAAUUCAUGCAGCAUCAAACCGUUCUACGAUAUACUACUACUACUGCGAAGAUGGGAUGCUUUUGAUGCUGUAUGCCGGUGAAAUCGUGGAAACAGUAAAAGAAGUUUUCAAGUCUGAUCUGGCUUCGCAAAUUGUGCAGAAUGUUUUGGCUUUAGGAUCAUUAACCGUAAAAGCAUAUUUAAGUGCUGGUCUUUCAAGCGACUCACCAGCUCAAGUUUCUGCAUUUUUCGUUAAAUUGUGUGAUGCUGGAUUUUUGACUCCAUUGACAGUAACUGACUACGCUACCACGAGAGACUUAUGGGCUCGACUUUAUGCUAAACAAUACAAUGCAAUCCCCAAAACCUCUACGUUGUCGGACCUCAAGAAAAGAACAGAGGCCAAGCAAAAAGCAAAGGAACAAUUCAACAAACUUCUUUGCCCACCAGAUACAUCAGCGCUCUUUCAAACGGAUCCAGAAACUUCCAUGAGAAAAGUCGUUGAAUCUAUACCGUUGGCACUAAACUUAAAAACCUACUUAAAAGUGAGAAGAUCUAAACAAUUGGUUCAAUUAUCUGCUGCAAGAGUAGGUGCCAUACCCUCUGCUAUCUACAAGAUAGUCCUUCAGGUAACGGAACGACAUGCACCAGACGUUAUCGAUCCGUUGACCAAAACCGGGCUUCUUCAAGAUGCUGACGAGCAAGCAGCUAUACGUGAAGAUUUCAUCUUUGCUGAGGAGAAGACACAAGGGACAAACAUCAGCGCUACUGAUAUUGCCAGGCUUCUUCCCGAUACGCUAGACCUGCGUGGAACUAUCGUUUCUCAGAUGAAAAGACCACGUUCUAACGGUAACGACUCGCAGCCUACGAAGAGGGUCAAGACCGAAGACGGUUUUGUAAUCCCAUCUUUACCUGCAAACCCAGGAGAUGAUGCCGAAUUAGACAACGAUGCCGCCCUGGAUUUUGAUGAAAACGAUGACGAUCCCCAUUCUGUGAUGUUAGUCAACGCUCAUUUAAAACUACUCUCUACAUCUGCUGUGCCUUUUCUCCAUGAGUCUCAGCCGGGUCAGUAUUUCGUACCAUACUCAAAACUACUGCCGUUGCUAAAGUCCUGUGUCUACGAAACAUUAAUAAGCUACACUCUAGGAGCAUCGGCCGCUCGAAUACUGCGUUGCAUAUGUGAUAAUAAAUUAGCAUCUGAGAAGGUUAUCAAUGCAACCGCCCUCAUGAAGGAAAAAGACAUUAGAUCUGUGAUCGCUAUUUUGAUAAAAUAUAGCGCAGUGGAAAUUCAAGAAGUGCCACGAACUGCUGAUAGAGCCGCGUCCAGGUCAGUUUUCCUCUUCCGUAAUAACGAAAAGCAUGCCUACGAGUUCAUGCUCAAAAACCUAACCUGGAACAUCGCUAACCUGUACCACAAAAUAGAAGAUCUCAAAAAUGAGAACUCAACGCUGCUGAAAAAAGCAAAUCGUGAUGACGUCAAGGGAAAGGAAGUUGAACUACUACUACCCAGCGAGCUUAAUCAACUGAAAAUGGUCAAUGAACGUGAGCUAAAUGGUCUUACCAGAUGUUCAAGACUUCUUUCUCUAUGGGAAGUGUUCAAGUUUUUCUGA
Lachancea lanzarotensis is the source of this 1869-nucleotide messenger RNA. It is a transcript of the gene RPC82, whose product is annotated as LALA0S13e00166g1_1. The transcript has a single exon. Gene Ontology annotation, molecular function: single-stranded DNA binding. Gene Ontology annotation, cellular component: RNA polymerase III complex. The coding region runs from base 1 to 1869 and encodes 622 amino acids. The record is from RefSeq and is a predicted model, not a curated record. NCBI's taxonomy places the organism in Eukaryota, Fungi, Ascomycota, Saccharomycetes, Saccharomycetales, Saccharomycetaceae. Gene Ontology annotation, biological process: DNA-templated transcription.